Messenger RNA from Morone saxatilis (striped sea-bass), 3985 nucleotides. RefSeq names its product adenylate cyclase type 3-like. Gene Ontology annotation, cellular component: plasma membrane. Lineage: Eukaryota; Metazoa; Chordata; Actinopteri; Moronidae. Gene Ontology annotation, molecular function: adenylate cyclase activity. Gene Ontology annotation, biological process: cAMP biosynthetic process; intracellular signal transduction; adenylate cyclase-activating G protein-coupled receptor signaling pathway. The record is from RefSeq and is a predicted model, not a curated record.
CUCAGGGCUGUGUCGGUCUAUCAUGGCAGUACGCAGGACUUCAGCAGCAAGGAAGAAGAGGUUGCAAGAAGUUCCACUGAAACAGCCGGCUCCAAGACUGUGAGAAGCUCUGAGAAUCUAAUAUACCUUUAAAGGAAUUUAAUGGCACCGUAAAGUGGAGAAACGUGGUAAUCAUUUCCAAAAGUAAGCGAGGUUUCACUGUGGAUAUAGUCUGUAGAGGAGUCAUUGAAACUUAACAGCCUGAGAGGGAAUUAUUCUCUGCACUGACGAUGAUGUUUUUUUUGUUUUGAUUGAGAUGGAUGGAUUUUUGCACAAAGUUGAAAGUUUGACAGUUGUCUCCAAAAGUAGCACAAAGAUGGAGCGCAUCACAAGUUCACCGUGGAUUCUGGCAUUCUGUGCGCUUCAGGAAUAAUGUUGCACGACAGUAUUACUCCAUGAGCCGAGAGGAUUAACCUACAGUAAAAUAACAUGUCUCUGAACCGGGUCCACACGACAGACACGGAGCAGUCUGCAGAGUACUCGGUCGAGUACUCGGUGCAGGUUCCCAGUGACUCCAGCACUGGAGCGGCUCGGACUCGGGAGGUCACCGUNNCCGGCCGCUUCCUGCCGCGCGCCGUGCGCCUCACCUUUACGCCCAAUUCGCUGGAGAAUCUUUACCAGAACUACUUCCGCAGACAGAGACAAGAUAACCUGCUCGUGUUGGCGAUGUUUGCUGCUCUUUUCAACAGCUUCAUCAUCAUCAUGUGCGCGGUGGUGUACACCGAGGACAAGCUGGCGAUGGUGGUGGUCGCAGCCGUGGGGCUGGCUGCGGACGUUGCGCUCUACGUGCUGUGCUGGCUGCAGAAGCUCCCGGCGUCGCCAGUCUCACGCGGAGCUGUACCGUACGUGCUGUGGUUAAUGAUCGCCGUUCACGUUUUAUGUUACAUCUGUUUGAACUACGAGCGUUUCCCGCAGGCCAGCGACUCCGUGGGCUGGCAGGCCUUCUUCAGUUUCUCCAGCUUUCUGACACUCCCACUGAACCUGGUGCCGCUGCUCCUGCUCACGGCCCUCUCCUGUGGGAUACACACCCUUGUACUGGGGGUGACUGUGGCGAAAAAGUUUGAGGAUAACCUGCAGGGGCCCAUGCUGGCGAGGCAGCUCUUAGCCAACGUGAUGCUGUACCUGUGCGCGGCCGCUGUGGGGGUGAUGUCGUACUACAUGGCGGACAGGAAGUACAGGACAGCUUUUUUGGAGGCUCGUCAAUCCCUAGAGGUCAAACUCACACUGGAGGAGCAGAGCACCCAGCAGGAGGAACUAUUACUGUCCAUUCUUCCCAAACAUAUCGCUGAUGAGAUGCUGCAGGGAAUGAAGAACCAGGCCAAUCAGCAAGAGGUCCAGCAGCAUCAGCAGUUCAACACAAUGUACAUGUACCGCCAUGAAAACGUCAGUAUCCUGUUUGCUGACAUAGUGGGAUUCACCCAGCUGUCCUCAGCCUGUAGUGCCCAGGAGCUCGUAAAGCUGCUUAAUGAACUGUUUGCCCGCUUCGAUAAACUGGCAGACGAUCAUCACCAAUUAAGGAUUAAGAUCCUCGGUGACUGUUACUAUUGCAUCUGUGGUCUUCCUGACUUCAGAGAGGACCACGCCGCCUGCUCCAUAAUGAUGGGUCUAGCAAUGGUAGAAGCCAUCUCGUACGUACGAGAGAAAACUAAAACUGGAGUGGACAUGCGUGUGGGUGUUCACACAGGCACCGUUCUGGGAGGAGUGCUCGGCCAGAAGAGGUGGCAGUUUGACGUUUGGUCCACAGAUGUCACUGUAGCCAAUAAGAUGGAGUCUGGAGGUAUUCCUGGGAGAGUGCAUAUUUCCCAGACCACCAAGGACUGUCUGCAUGGAGAAUUUGAACUGGAGCCGGGGGAAGGUGGAGAUAGGUGCGAGUACCUGCUGGAGAAAGGCAUUGACACUUACUUGGUUCUAGUGUCUAAACAGGUGGCAAAUGGGCUCAGCGGAAAUAAACCAGGCACAUUGUCCAACAGAAAUUCAAACCAGUUGAUCAACACUACAGCAACUAAUGGGAACACAGCCUCGCCCCAACCCACGCCCAGAGAGUCUAAACAGGAGAGGAGUAAGGCGGUUGAGGAACAAGUGAUCAACAGACGACUGCAGCAGGAACUGCUGGACAGAGAAUCUCAGCAAAUAAUGAAGGAUAAUCAGAUCAACCCUGUCUCAUUGCGUUUUGUGGACGGGAAGUUGGAGGAGCACUACUCCUCAGAAAAGGAAAAACGAAGCGGCGCAGCCUUUUGCUGCUGCAUCAUAGUGCUCUUCUUCAUUACAGCAAUGGAGGUGUUCAUAGACCCACUGAUGGCUGUGAACUAUGUGACUCUUGCAAUAGGAGAGGUAUUGUUGCUUAUCCUCACAGUGUGCUCCCUGGCUGCCAUCUUCCCCAGGAUGUUCUCCAAGAGGUUGGUGUCUUUCUCAAUGUGGAUCGAUCGCACACGGUGGGCCAGAAACACAUGGGCCAUGGCGGCCAUAUUUGUUCUUACCAUGGCUGUGAUUGCUGACAUGCUGAGCUGUGUCCCACCGUCCUUUCGAGUCUUCAACAGCACCUUGGGCCCCAUGCUGGAGUCACUUGGUGACCGAGGCUGUGCAGAGAAUCCAAAGCACUACAGCUACAUGGCUGUGAUGUCACUCAUCGCCACCACCAUGUUAGUACAGGUCAGCCACCUGAUUAAACUGGGCCUCAUGGUGCUGGUCGUCACAGCAACUGGAGCAGUUAAUAUCUACAGCUGGCGGGACAUAUAUGACCUGUACGAUUUUAUACAGUUUGCCUCAUACAGAACAUCCAUAGUGCCAUCCAAGUACCUCAUGACCAUGAUGAUUAUUGUCAUGAUGAUUGGGUUCUACUUCUUUGCCCGCCAUUUGGAGCGUCAGUCCAGGAAACUAUUUCUGUGGAAGAUCGGUGUGCACGACCAGAAGGAGAGGGUGUUUGAGAUGAGGCGCUGGAACGAAGCACUGGUCACCAACAUGCUGCCGGAGCAUGUGGCCAAACACUUCCUAGGCACUAAGAAGAGAGAUGAGGAGCUGUACAGCCAGUCUUACAAUGAAAUAGGUGUGAUGUUUGCUUCCAUCCCCAACUUUUCUGAUUUCUACACUGAAGAGAGCAUCAACAACGGAGGCCUUGAGUGUCUCAGGAUUCUCAAUGAGAUAAUCUCAGACUUUGACAGCUUACUAGACUGGGAUGAGUUCCGCUGCAUCACCAAGAUCAAAACAAUCGGAAGCACCUACAUGGCUGCCUCAGGACUCACUCCAGAGAGCAACACGAACGAAUACAGCAACCGCAAGCCAGAGGACCAGUCACUGACUGAGCGCUGGCAGCACCUAUCUGCCCUGGCAGACUUUGCCUUGGCUAUGAAAGUAACCCUCAACAACCUCAACAAACAGUCCUUCAACAACUUCAUGCUCCGAAUCGGUCUGAAUAAGGGGGGGGUUUUGGCAGGAGUCAUUGGAGCUCGUAAACCUCAUUAUGAUAUCUGGGGCAACACAGUCAAUGUAGCCAGCAGAAUGGAGUCCACUGGAGUGAUGGGAAACAUCCAGGUGGUGGAGGACUGCUAUGACAUCCUGAAGGAGUAUGGCUUCCGCUUUAUCCGGAGAGGGCCAAUAUUUGUCAAAGGGAAAGGGGAGCUGCUAACCUUCUUCAUGAAAGGAAAAGAUAACCCCAGUAGCAAUGGGACCACUGCCCUUCCGCAUCAAGUUGGGGACCUUUCUUGAUUAUUUUCACCUGGUGAAAUGCCAUUAACACCAAGCCAGUUUCUCUGAUAUACACAGGUUAUUUACCUAGUUGUUUUUUCAUACAUUCUGUAGCAAUGUAAUGUAUAUGGAAGUAGACCAACACAACACAAUAGUACUAUAAUAAGCAUUAGGCCUACAAUUUUGAAAUACCAUUUCACCCACAAAGGAAUGUAAUAUCAGAAACUGAUUCUGUAUAGUUGUACAUAAUUCAGUAAUACAGUCA